Messenger RNA from Paramecium sonneborni, 1969 nucleotides. NCBI's taxonomy places the organism in Eukaryota, Ciliophora, Oligohymenophorea, Peniculida, Parameciidae. The record is from the annotation of a GenBank genome assembly.
AUGAAAACAUUGAUCAUAAUAACACUUAUUUUAAUUUGCCAUUCAUAGAAUGGAAAUGAAACAAGAGAGUUAGAAAUAGGAGUUAUUGAAUUUGAAGAAGCGAAAGGAUCAUAAAUUUAUAAUCAAGUAUUUAUCUAUUAAAUCUUAGCUAGUUCGAUUUGAUAAUCCAUUCACAAAAAUUCCUUAAGUAGCAUUAGCUUUGGUAGAACAUACAUCUACAACAGCAUUAUUUGCAAAAGUGAAAAAUAUAACUUAGAAUGAAUUUAUUAUUCAAUUUUUUAGUGCUGUCACUUUGAAUGCAACAUAUAGAUAUUUAGCAACAACUGAUGAAGAAGUCUACAUUAACUGUUCAAAUUUUAGAGCUUCUCAAUAAGCAAUAUUUAAUUAUCCUUAAUUCUAAUAAAAGGUUGAAGCAAUAGCAUUCCUUGUUGGUUAUCAUCAUAAUGGAUUUGUUAACAUUUCAAUAAACUAGAAUAAAAAUACACAAGUAAAGUUAUAAAUUAAUACAAAUGAUGUAUAAUAAACAGCAAUAGGAAUGUGUUUGAUUAUUGGAAGCAAUCUUUAAUUAGAUGAAUAAGCAGAUGCUCCAAAAUUCAGUGGUAGAGUAAGCAGUCAAGGUCAUAUAAGAUCGUUAUCCUUUUCACCAAGUAUAUUUUAAAUAUUAUUAAUUGAGGUUUAAUAAAAUAGUGGACAAGCAAAUUAAAAUACCAUAGAACCAUUAAUUGAUUUGGUAAUAAUUUUAAUUAACUAAAGAAAACAUUUUUUGAUCAAAGUUUCAAUAAUCAAAAUGAAUCACCUUUAAAGAAUGAAUAAAAUAUUGUAUAUUCAGAUACCAAAAACUAAUUACAAAUUUAGAUUGAUGAAUAAUUUAAAUAACAGAAAAUGGAAGAAUCUGAAUUAUUAUCAGUUCAAGAAUUAGAUUAAGAAGAAGUUUAAGAAGAAAUUAGUCAGAAUAUUAGUGAAGAAUUAAGUUCUGAUGAUUUAAGUGAAGAGGAAGAUGAUGAAUAUUUUUGGACUUCUAAAGAAAAAGAAAAGAAUUCCUCUAUUAAUUUUGAACUAUAAUUGACUUUACUUUAAGAUGCUUUAAAAAAGAAACCUCAAAUCUAAUAAUAAACUAUUAAAGAAUUAAUUAAGAAAACUUCAACUAAUUAAAAGGAUUAGAAAUAAAAAACAGUUAUUAAAAAAUAAAAAGAGGAUCAGUAAAAAAAUAAAAUUGUAGAUGAAUAAUCUAAUAAGACUAAAGAAAAUAUUUAAAAUACAGAACCAUAAAUUUUAAAUAAUCAAGAAAUUGAUAUGCAACUAUAAUAAAAAGAGUCUCAUGUGAAAUCCUUAAAAAAAGCUUUAAAGUUAGUUGAUACAGCUUAAGAAAAAGAAUUAGAAAUAAUACAUCCCUAGAUUGAAAUCUAAAAUUAAUAAAUUUAAGAGACAGAAAAAUAAUAAAUACCUGAAGUUAAGGUUGAAUAAAUAUAAUAGAAAGAUUCAGAAAUAUUAAAACCUACUGGAUACUAAAGUCCUUUAAUUGAUGAUAUUCCAAAAAUUGAAGAAGUGAAUCAAGUCAAAUAAAAAGAGAAAAAAAUAACUUAAAAGCUUGAUAAUUAUAUGUAAAGUUUUUCCUAAGACACUUACACUUAAAAAGUCUAAAAAAAAAAAUAAGAGGAUUAAAAAAAUAAAAUUGAAUCUAAAGAAAAAGAAACUAUUGAAAGAGAUUAAAUUUAACUAAUUUAACUUAAGGGACAAUCUCAUUCAGCUAAAGUUGUUUAUGAAGCUUCUGAAGAAUCUCUAAGAAAAUUUGAGGAAGAUUUUGAAAGAAGAAAAUGUACAUAUUUUAUUUAUACAUAUUAUAGAAGAGAAAAUGAAAGAAAUUAAAUAACAAUUGAUUCCUGAAAAUAAACCAACUAAGGUUAAAUUUUUAUCAUUAGUUCAGGAAGAUGAAUCCCUUAGGUAAUAUAAAGAUUUCUUUUACGAUUGA